AGUUUGUGGCCAAUGAGAUUUAUUUUCUCAUCCCUUGUGGCUCCUGUGUCUCCCGUGUAAGCCCUCCCCCUCCUGCACAGAACACGAGGCUAAUGCAGAGGAAAGGAAUGAGCUGAGAGCAGCGGAACUGCAACUUCUUACUGACCUGCUGCUUCCCCUAGAUGCAGAAGAUCCCAGAGCAGCAUUAAGCAGCAGAGGUUCCAAGUAAGAGAAUCCAGGGAUUUCUGGGAUUCCUUAGAUCCAGCCAAGGAGCCGUUACAGGUGCAGGACAUAGAAUAAAGCAGAGACACCGUGUGACUCAGGAAUAGGAUAUCAGGUCUCUCAGCAAACCAAAUAGCAGCAGAUCUUCUUGUCUGUCAGUUACAACAAGUCGUAAGACAAAAGAGGCCGAGGUGCAACUUUGUAGCACAAUGGAAUGUGAGCAGCAAGACAACAGUCUUACAGGACAUCAGAAGGUUAUCAAAGAAGAGAAACAAAGUAAUGAAGAAUAUGGCAAAGUCUUCUCUUCAAAUGGGAACCUUCUUAUACAUCACACAGAGGAGAAACCAGUUUCCUCUAAUGAAUGUGCCAAUGGCUUUUCUACAAAGCAGAAUCUCAAAAUUCACCAGACAGUAAACACAGGGGGAAAACCAUUUAUGUGUACAAAAUGCGGAAAAUGCCUUUCUACAAAGCAAAAGCUCAAUCUUCACCACAUGACUCACACAGGGGAGAAACCAUUCACAUGCACAGAAUGUGGCAAAGGAUUUAGUAUAAAGCAGAACCUCAAAAUUCACCAAGCAGUUCACACAGGGGAGAAACCAUUUAUGUGUACAAAAUGCGGAAAAUGCCUUUCUACAAAGCAAAAGCUCAAUCUUCACCACAUGACUCACACAGGGGAGAAACCAUUCACAUGUACAGAAUGUGGGAAAGGAUUUUCUAGAAAUGAUUGUCUCAAAAUUCACCAGACUAUUCAUACGGGGGAGAAACCUUUCACAUGCACAGAAUGUGGUAAAGGCUUUUCUAUAAAGCAAACCCUCAAACUUCACUACAUGACUCACACAGGGGAGAAACCCUUCACAUGCACAGAAUGCAACAAAGGCUUUUCUAUAAAAUGUGAUCUCAAAAUUCACCAGACAAUGCACACAGGGGAGAAACCCUUCACAUGCACAGAAUGUAGUAAAGCAUUUUCUACAAAGCACAAACUCAGUAUUCACCAGAGAGUUCACACAGGAGAGAAACCAUUCACAUGCACAGAAUGUGGCAAAGGAUUUAGUAUAAAGCAGAACCUCAAAAUUCACCAAGCAGUUCACACAGGGGAGAAACCAUUUAUGUGUACAAAAUGCGGAAAAUGCCUUUCUACAAAGCAAAAGCUCAAUCUUCACCACAUGACUCACACAGGGAAGAAACCAUUCACAUGUACAGAAUGUGGGAAAGGAUUUUCUAGAAAUGAUCGUCUCAAAAUUCACCAGACUAUUCAUACGGGGGAGAAACCUUUCACAUGCACAGAAUGUGGUAAAGGCUUUUCUAUAAAGCAAACCCUCAAACUUCACUACAUGACUCACACAGGGGAGAAACCCUUCACAUGCACAGAAUGCAACAAAGGCUUUUCUACAAAACAUGAUCUCGAAAUUCACCAGACAAUGCACACAGGUGAGAAACCCUUCACAUGCACAGAAUGCAACAAAGGCUUUUCUAUAAAAUGUGAUCUCAAAAUUCACCAGACAAUGCACACAGGGGAGAAACCCUUCACAUGCACAGAAUGCAGUAAAGGAUUUUCUACAAAGCACAAGCUCAGUAUUCACCAGAGAGUUCACACAGGGGAGAAACCCUUUAUGUGUACAAAAUGUGGAAAAGGUCUUUCUUCAAAGCAGAAGCUCAAUCUUCACCACAUGACUCACACAGGGGAGAAACCAUUCACAUGUACAGAAUGUGGGAAAGGAUUUUCUAGAAAUGAUUAUCUCAAAAUUCACCAGACUAUUCAUACGGGGGAGAAACCUUUCACAUGCACAGAAUGUGGCAAAGGCUUUUCUAAAAAGCCAACCCUCAAACUUCACUACAUGACUCACACAGGGGAGAAACCCUUCACAUGCACAGAAUGCAACAAAGGCUUUUCUACAAAACAUGAUCUCGAAAUUCACCAGACAAUGCACACAGGUGAGAAACCCUUCACAUGCACAGAAUGCAGUAAAGGAUUUUCUACAAAGUACAAGCUCAGUAUUCACCAGAGAGUUCACACAGGAGAGAAACCAUUCACAUGCACAGAAUGCAGCAAAGGCUUUACUAGAAAUGAUCAGCUUCAAAUUCACCAAACUGUUCAUACGGGGGGAAAACCAUUUAAAUGCACAGAGUGCAGCAAAGGCUUUUCUAGAAAGGAGCUACUCAAAAUUCACCAAACUGUUCAUACGAGGGAGAAACCAUUCACAUGCACAGAAUGUGGCAAAAGGUUUUCUAUAAAGCAAACCCUGAAAAAGCACCAGAUGACUCAUACAGGGGAGAAACCCUUAAUGUGUUAUCCUAAACAAUAUUCAAGCAUCCCUGAAUAAAUAGCUGUAAUUCAUUCUGGGUUAUGUGUAUCCUGCACUGCAGCUUUUGUUUUGAAACAAUAUAUCAGAAUUCUACUGUAUGAGGUGCAGUUUGUUUACACAG
Molecule: messenger RNA, 2625 nt
Organism: Xenopus laevis (African clawed frog)
Lineage: Eukaryota; Metazoa; Chordata; Amphibia; Anura; Pipidae
Product: oocyte zinc finger protein XlCOF6-like
Exons: 2
Coding region: 411-2522 (703 amino acids)
Source: RefSeq, a predicted model, not a curated record